AUGGACCAACGCAGGGGUAUUGCCUCCUCCCCCGCGAAGGGGGAGCUGAAGUAUCAGCACGGGCUUAUAUUUAUGCAGCACGCUAGGUUCAGGGAAGCCAUCAACGCUUUUGCCGAGGCCUCCUUCUUCAUGCCACGCAAACCACAGCCCCUCAUUGCUGCUGCGGAGUGCUACGUCUCGCUGUGCGACUUCCAAGGGGCAGUAAAGCAGUACCGUCGCUCGCUGUGGCUCUUGCGCCCUCGAGACGAGAAGGACGGUGAGGAUCCGCUGGACAUUGCUGCCUUGGUGCAGCCCCCUGCUUCCUUUGAGCGGCGCCCCGGCAGCUGUAGCACGAAAGGCCUCGACGACAACAAGGGCGAGGAUGACGCAACACCGCAGGUUAGCGGGCCACCCUCUGUGGCGCAUGGCACACCGCCACCGAGUGCUUUCCGUGCACGUCUCGCUGCUGCGUCAGGGGAUGAUUGUGCACUUGUCGAGUCUGUUCAGACACGCCUAGCGGGUAUCCUUGAUGCGCUUAGCAUUACCCUCUUCAACGCGAAGGAUUACUUACAGGCCCUGCGCUUUGCCGAUGACUCCCUCGAGUUGCGCCGGCACCCACAGGUGGUUCUGCACCGCUGCGCUUACCUUGUGGCUCUUGAGCGCGAGGACGAGGCGGAGAAGGAGUUGGAGAAGCACUUGAAGGAGAAUCCAGACUUUAUGAUUGAAAGCAGCUCGCUACUGGUGCACCUUUACUGCAUCCGGCAAGCCUUUCAGCACGCUAAGGCGCUGCUGGAAAAAGUGCCGGUGCCGGAUCGUCAGCAUCCGCAGAUUUUGCUCUCGCAGCACAUCUUUGACUCUGCCUACUCUGUGUUUCGUCAGAGGUCGAUUGAACAUUCGGAUUUGCAGGCGCUUACACGUUGUCUCCUGGUGUUUCCAGAGGAUGCAGCGCUGCUGUUUGAGCGUGCCAAGCACCAUAUCAACAACAAGAAGGAUAAGAAGGCUGUGCCUGAUCUCUUUCGUUGCAUCAAAGUGUCUGACGGGCAACAUAAGGCUGCAAUUGAGUUGAUGACGAAGACUCUGUUUCGUGUUGGUGCGAGUCUUGAUGGUGAGAAUGGCAUAAGAGAUGCGAUUGAAUACUACACAACAUCUCUUAUCUGGCAUGCAGAGAAUAUUCCAGUCCUCCUCGCCCGUGGUGAUUGUUACAGACGAAUUGGGGACUAUCAGCACGCACUGCAGGACUUUAUGCGGGUGGAGAACAUUGCGCCGCGGCACCCCGCAGCCACGCGGCGCAUCGCCUUCCUGCACGACAUUUGGGGCUCUAAGUUUCAUACGCAGGGAAAGCUGGCGGAUGCGGAGCGGGAGUUUAGUAAUGCCAUUGCAACUUGUGACACAGAGCCGCUCUUUUACUACCACAGGGCAUGCUGCCGUUUCGAUCUUAAUGAACCACGGUACGCCCUGCGUGAUGUGCUGUCGUGUCAACGCCUAAAUGCGCAGGAUCCGACAAUCCAGGACUUCGUUAAAUCACAUCUUUGCAACAUAACACAGAGACCGGAGGUGCAACAACCAGCUGAUGUGAAGCUGCCAGAAGUACCGUCACGUGUCCUUCGUCAUGCGGCGACCCUCUAUGGAAAAGCUCAAGCUAAGGCGGCGAAGAGGCUGCAAAACAACCAGCAGCAGAUGCAUCUGAAGUGUGAUAGUAAAGUACUGGGGCAGGCGGUGUUUGGCGCAGGUGAGACGUCGAUGCUUACAGGUGCGGAAUUGACCUGCAGGAGAGCGAAGUUGUCACUACCCUCGGAAUUCACAAACGAUACGAGAGGUGCCACCCCACGGUUGCGGGUGCUUCGAGGUACUAUGCAAUGA
Trypanosoma grayi is the source of this 1839-nucleotide messenger RNA. RefSeq names its product tetratricopeptide repeat protein 16. NCBI's taxonomy places the organism in Eukaryota, Euglenozoa, Kinetoplastea, Trypanosomatida, Trypanosomatidae. The transcript has a single exon. The record is from RefSeq and is a predicted model, not a curated record. Bases 1 to 1839 code for a protein of 612 amino acids. Gene Ontology annotation, molecular function: protein binding.